GUCCAAAACACUGGGGGAAGAGGGGCUGCCCGAGGUAGCCCUGCGCCUGCAGGGAGCCGGCUGGGCUCUGUCCUGGCGGGAGUCUGGAGUGUCCUGGAGGAAUUGUUAAUUGGGAAGGCAGAUGGUUGGUUAAGGAAAAUUUUCUCCUUGAGAGGACUGCUUCCUCCACUAUGACCCUCUGGUCAGGUCUGGGAAGACUUAACUAGAAAACAACACAUAAAUGUUGCAAGGGGACCAUGACCAAGGCUCGAGUUUCGCUGGUAUUUCUCUAGGCCUAUAAACCAAGAAAGGGUGCAAUUCCUAAGAAGGCAAGGCUCCCAAACUUGGUCCAGCAGGCCCUCGCCGGCCUCCGCCUCAUCCACGAACUGCAACUCCCAGCGGCCUCCAAAGUACCCGGCAGCUUGCCAUUCAGGCACAAAGGGGCCUUGUACACUUCCUCGCUCGCUAGCACGAGUCCUCCAAUGGCAGCGGACGGCGCGGUGGCUUCUGGGAAAUGAAGUCGUGUUGCGGCUGCGCAGGCGCGAACCUACAGCGGAGGCGGGUGGAAGCAGCGGUGUGGCGGUACCUACGCAACGCUCUGGCCCUGUGAGGGGAUUUGCAUUUUUCUUUUGCUGUAACACUACUACAGAAUUUUGAGAAAGGGUGACGGCCGGGGUCAUCUGGAAGGAGUCUUCCUCCCUUGCACCACACACUGAAAACCAGUCAGCCCUGGGCUUGGAAUCUGCACACGUGCGUUUUGCUUCAUACUUGCUUCUUCACAGUGAUCACGUCUGUCUUCACCAGACUGGUGGCCCUAAAAGGUUGCACCUGAUGUGGACUUUGUGCAAAGCUAGUCACUGACAGCUGGUGCUUCAGGGUACACAGGAACAAGAGUUGAUGAUGAUGUUGGAGCCAAAGGAAGAGGAGCAGUCUUGGGAAUAUGAAACCAAGCUAACAGGGAACCACUCUUCCAGUCAAGAGAUCUUCCGCCAGCGCUUUAGACAGCUCUGCUACCAGGAGGUUCCUGGUCCCCGGGAGGCCUUGUGCCAACUACGGGUACUCUGUUGUGAGUGGCUGAGGCCAGAGAGACAUACCAAGGAGCAGAUCCUGGAGUUAUUGGUGCUGGAGCAAUUCCUGACCAUCCUGCCGGAGGAGCUCCAGUCCUGGGUGCGGGAACAUCACCCUAAGAGUGGAGAGGAAGCCGUGACUGUCCUGGAGGACUUAAAGAAAGGACUUGAACCAGGACCGCAGGUUCCAGGCCCUGCAUGUGGACCUGCACAGGAAGAGCCAUGGGAGCAGAAGGAACCUCUGGGACCAGAACAGGCAGCAGGCGUCCAGCUCCAACCUAAGGAGACCCAGCUCAAGUGUGAAUUUCAGGAGACCCAGCCCUUCCCAGAGAGUGGUGAGAAACAGAAUUCUGGGGAGGAAGAGGAAGAAAAGAAAGUAAAAGAACAGGUACACUUAGAUUUUUCAUCGGUUGUUGCAGAAGAUCGUCCAGAACUCAACGACAAAGGCUCACUGCCACAGCCACCCGUUACUAAAGUGGAAUCACAUGUGUUCUUGGAAAACCUUGCCACUGACACCUCUACACUUGAAGCUACCUCAAAAGUUGAGGGCACCUUAAAACAGCGGCAGAGAAAUCCCAAAGUGAAAAAACCAAGGCCAUCCCCUGCUCAGGAAAAAAGUCUCAGACAGAUGGUUGUCACCCAUAAGAAAACUCCUCCAGGGAAGAAAGACCAUGAAUGUAAUGAAUGUGGGAAAGCCUUCAUUUAUAAUUCACAUCUUGUAAUCCACCAGAGAAUUCAUUCUGGAGAGAAACCCUUUAAGUGUAGUGACUGUGGAAAAACUUUCAAUCAGAGCUCAAACCUCAUUCAGCAUCAGAGAAUUCAUACAGGAGAGAAACCCUAUGAGUGUAAUGAAUGUGGGAAGGCCUUCAGGUGGGGUGCUCAUCUUGUUCAACAUCGGAGGAUUCAUUCAGGAGAAAAGCCCUAUGAGUGUAAUGAAUGUGGGAAGGCCUUUAGUCAAAGUUCAUAUCUAAGUCAGCAUCUAAGAAUUCACAGUGGAGAGAAACCUUUUAUGUGUAAAGGGUGUGGGAAAGCUUACAGAUGGAGUUCAGAGCUUAUUAGACAUCAGAGAAUUCAUGAGAGCAAAGAAAGUGUACCAAAGUGUACCAAAGGUGAGACAGUCUCCAGACAGACUUGUACUUUUGUCUAACCUACUUAGAAUGAGUGCCCAUAAAAGUUAUAAGCACCUUAA
Molecule: messenger RNA, 2235 nt
Organism: Chinchilla lanigera (long-tailed chinchilla)
Lineage: Eukaryota; Metazoa; Chordata; Mammalia; Rodentia; Chinchillidae
Gene: Znf232
Product: zinc finger protein 232
Exons: 6
Coding region: 877-2193 (438 amino acids)
Biological process (GO): regulation of transcription by RNA polymerase II
Molecular function (GO): RNA polymerase II cis-regulatory region sequence-specific DNA binding; DNA-binding transcription factor activity, RNA polymerase II-specific
Source: RefSeq, a predicted model, not a curated record